Messenger RNA from Ilex paraguariensis (yerba mate), 832 nucleotides. Lineage: Eukaryota; Viridiplantae; Streptophyta; Magnoliopsida; Aquifoliales; Aquifoliaceae. The record is from the annotation of a GenBank genome assembly.
UCGGUGGCAACAUGCCAAGACUGUGGCAACCAAGCGAAGAAAGAUUGUAGCCACCGAAGGUGCAGGACUUGUUGCAAAAGUAGAGGCUUUGAUUGUGCUACACAUGUGAAAAGUACUUGGGUUCCAGCCGCUCGCCGCCGUGAACGGCAGCUCAUGACCUCUGCCGCCGCCGCAGCUGGGUCUUCUGGGUCUACUUCGGGUGCUAAGAAGCCUAGACUCAUCACUUCACAGACCACCACCACCUCACAUACUUCAACUUCUAACACUACUCCUCCAAGAAGCUAUGACACGAGUUCUAGUCACCAAGAUGCAAGUUUUAAAGACUCGUUGCCAGGCCAGAUACGAGCGCCGGCGGUGUUCAAGUGUGUUCGAGUCACCGCCGUGGACGACGGCGACGAUGAAUAUGCUUAUCAGGCGGUUGUGAAGAUCGGUGGACAUGUCUUCAAAGGGUUCUUAUAUGAUCAAGGAGUUGAAUCAAGGGAUGGGUUUCCUAAUAUUUCCGAGUUGCAUUUGGGUGGAGGUGGUGGAAACGGUGGCGGAAGAAAUGGGGCUUCGUCAUCUUCUCCGAUUCUUGACCCUUCUGAUGUCUAUGGUGCUUCCACUGCCGGAUUGAUUGGAGGUUCAAACUACGGUAACCCAAUAAACUGACAAUUCCUUUCUGAAGCCAUAGAUACAAUGGCUACGAGAGAGAAUAACAGUGUAGUAUUGUUUCUCAGCUGUAUAUCUUCUUGUUAUCCGUAGGGUUUCUGUUUAAGUCUUUUUUUUAGAAGUGUAUUUUAUUCACAAAUGCCUUCCUAGAAUCCUAGCUUCCCUUGGUUCUCACUUAUAUUUG